This is a messenger RNA of Onthophagus taurus, 3645 nucleotides long. It is a transcript of the gene yem, whose product is annotated as yemanuclein. Gene Ontology annotation, cellular component: nucleus. Gene Ontology annotation, biological process: chromatin organization. NCBI's taxonomy places the organism in Eukaryota, Metazoa, Arthropoda, Insecta, Coleoptera, Scarabaeidae. The record is from RefSeq and is a predicted model, not a curated record.
CGCAAGGACUUGCGUGCGCAUUCAAAAGUUGUGAUAAUGUGUUUUUUGCCCGUGGACAGUAUUUAAAUAUGUUGGAACGAAACCGGGCCGUGCCGUGAGUUUACGUCCGAAAAAACCGUACCGAAAUAUGUCCGAAGUGAAGCGUCCGACGUUGUCCUUAAACUCCAACAAGGUGGACGACCGUAGGUCAUCGAAUCACGUUAAAACGGUCAGGCUACACCUAGCCUUGCCCGAAUCUAACGAAGAUACAUACCCGGAGUACAACUACAAGGAAGAGCUCACCGCCUCGAAGAAAAAGGAUAAAAUAAAAUGUUUACCAUCACAAACGAAUGGGCUGGAUCCAUUCAACGAGGACGACGAUGACGUAAGAAGGAUAGCUCAAGAAAUGGAGGCCAAAUAUGGUGGUUUGAGCGGCCCUAAAAAACGUCGAAAAGGUCGAAGAGAUGAUUACGCCGAUAUCGGAAUGGGGUAUGACGAAUCCGAUUCGUUUAUAGACAAUACAGAUGGAUAUGAUGAGAUGAUUCCGCAGAAUGUCACCACAGUCCUUGGCGGUUUUUAUAUUAAUUCCGGCGAAUUGGAAUUUAAGGCGGUUGAUGAAGCAAGUUCGGAAAUCUCUUCCAGUUCAUCUUCUGGCGAUGAAGAUGAAGAAACACCAAAAGUUAAUGGCACAAAAAGGUUGUUAUCUUCUGAUUCUGAGGGAGAAAAAGAGACUGAAAACGAAAACGAUCUACCUAAAAAGAAACCUCGCCUGCAAAUUAACGGUGAUUUGAAAGAGAUUAAAAAGAAACCGAAUUCGCCCGAAAAAGUAAAAGAGGUUGAGAAGCAAAAGGAGGAGAAGAAAAAGUCGUCGAUUUCAGUUAAAGAAUUAUUAAAGGAGAAGAAGAACGAGACGAACCACGUCCGAGAAGAAUCACGAUUACCGGAAAAAAGCGAAAAAGAUGAAUCAAAGGAUUCAAUGAAGGAAAACAAGAAACCGUUACCUAUUGAUAAUAUCUCUGAUAUUAUUGAAGCUGUCGUUAAAAGUGCGGAGGAAAAGAAAAUAAAUGAAAAAAGUAGUUUAGAAAUAAAAAGUGGUAAUGAAAGAACAUCUCAAAUAGAUUUAGAUGAUGGCGAAAGCAAUAGUAAUGAUGGGAUAAUUUCAUUAGAAAACGUUGUAAAGUUACCUGAAAAUCUAUCGAAUGAAUUCUUAGAAAUUAUUGAUAAACUUAAACAAUUAGCUUGUAAUUCAACAGAUGGGAAAAGAAAAUUUUUUAGUGGACCUGUUAAUGAUCAUUUAUUAAAGUUAGGGCGAAGUUGCAGAAGUCUAGGAAAGCAAACCAGAUUAAAAAUUUAUGAACAUCUCGCUCCUUUCCUUAAUGUUAAAAAAGAAACGUUGGUUAAAAAAGUUAAGAACCUUCUUUUAGAAGAUGAUGAGAAAAAAACUGACACAGAAAGAACGACUCAAAUAAGUUUAGAUGAAGAUAGUAACAGUUUAGAUGGAAUUAUUUCAUUAGAAAAUGUUGUAAAGUUACCUGAAAACCUCCCAAAUGAAAUUGUAGAUAUUGUAGAUAAACUUAAAAGCUUUGAAAAGAUAAAGUUCUUUUCAGGACCUGUAAAUGAUUACUUAUUAAAGUUAGAGCGAAGUUGUAAAUGUCUUGGAAAACAGUCGAGAUUAAAAAUAUAUGAACAUUUAGCGCCGUUUGUUGGCGUUAAAAAAGAUAAUUUGAUUAAAAAGUCGAAAACACUUAUAUUAGAGGAUGAACAACAAAAAUUAAAAACUUUAUUAGAUAAUUUAAAAACAAAUAUUAACUCAACAAUGCCCGUUUUACUUCAAAAUUAUGAAAGAGACUGCCAGAAAGUUUUACAAAAAAAAUUUUCAAGGGAAUCUUUAACGAAUGAAGAAAACAAACAAUUACGUAUGCCAAAAAGAAAAUAUUCUUGGACGGAAGAUUUACGGCAACUAGUAAAAGAUAUUGUCUCAUUAAGGAGAAAAUGUUAUUUGUCAGAAGGUAAAAGCAAAGAUAAAUUAGAGUCGUUGAUGUUAAAUUAUUUAAAAUGUGAUUUACAACCACUUUGGCCUGAUGGGUGGAUAUCGAUGGCAGUUUUAAGUAAAGUUUGUAGCACAGUUCUUCAAACCAAUUCAAACAGUUCAAAUAAAAACGUUAAUCCAUCUGGUGUCGGUAGUAAUUUAUCAACAAAUUUAACUUCAACGUCAGAUAUCUUACCAUCUAAACAAAUUCAGUUAUUAUCAGCUAAUUCAAACUUAUCCAUAACACCAAUUAUGACAACAUCAUCACCAAAAAUAAACGAUACGAUAAAUUUAGUUGGUGUAAGUAAGAGUGAUAUAACAAUAAAUAAAAUUGAAAAUCCAAAAAUAAGCCCUAUAGGAAAUAAAAUUGUUGACGAAUUAAGAAGUUCAACCCCAUCACUUACAAUUACACCAACAACACCAUCAACAAGUAAUAAUAACGAUAAUAAAGAAAAACUAAUCGAAAAAGAAGAAAAAGAAAUUAAAAAAAUCGACGAUUUAAUUAUAAUUGAAGAUACGAUUCCGCCGAAACCAAAAAUUGAAAUGGUGAUAGAUUAUGGUAAAAAAGAGUCAACCCCAGAAAAACAACAAAUUAAAAAAACGGAAAAUUGUCAAAUAAUCGAUUUAACGGAACAAAUGAAAGCGGAAGAAAAACGAAGGAAAACUCAAAAACCAAAACAAAAAUAUUACGAAUCUAUAAAAGAUGAAUUUUCGAAACCUCAAAUUUCUUCAUUAGAAGAUUUACAUCUUCCCCAAAAUCUUUCAAAUAAACACGGUAAAAACGAAAUGGUCAAACAUGAAUUUUCGCGACCAAAAUCAACGGAAGGUGAUGAUAUACAAAAAGUUAUGGAAGAUUUAAAAGUUUUACAAAAAAUGUCUUCACCUGUAAAGGCUAAUGAAUCGUUAACGAGUUCUCCGGUUUCUGUUAUAGCAUACAAUAAAAGUUAUUCGCCCAAAAGUGUUUUAAAUCAAAGUGGAUCUGGGGGGCAUAGAACUGAGUUUAAAAGUGAAUUUGGUCCCGGAUUUCAAGAUGUCUUUCAAAGGCAGCUUUAUAAUGAAUUUUCUUUAAUGGGAAAUCCGAAUGUUCCAACUCCAACAAGUUCUAAAAGCCAUUAUAAUACUGACAAAUAUGUUCAUUCUUCAGCUACUGGAUUUAUUAAUGAUAAAUAUUAUGGAGGUUCAAAUAAUAAUUAUCAACAGAAUUCUAAUAAAUUAAAGAAUCUUCCACAACAAUCAGGUUCAUGUACAAUCUUGGACGAUAUGUUUGCAAAUUUCUUGACUGAAUACGGAUAUCCUAAAACAGGACAUUUACCUAAACAACAAAAAUAGUGAAGACUUCAAAUAAGUUAUGGAUUUUUUGUUUGGUCGACUGCCAUUUUUUAAAGUAUAUAAUGUUCGUUUUCCAUAAAAUUAAUUAAAAAAAAAAAUAAAAUAAAGAGAAACUUGUACAUUUUGUAGAUAUAUAAAGAGAUGCAUAAACAAAAAGAUAACAAAAAAUAAUGUACAUUAUAUAUUUGUAGCAUUCCUGUUUCUGUAAUUUAUUGCUCUAUAUAUAUAUUUUCUAAGAUAAUAAAAUUGUGAUGUUUUGAUAAGAAUGGGUUAAUUAACUAUUUUAUAAUAAUAAAUAUUAAAAUUGA